CGCAGCUGUGCUCCAGCAGAUUGGGGGAGGGGUGCGCGGAGCCGACAGUUUCGGGUGAAAAGGCAAAAGGUGGGUGCAAAGCUGCCUUGAAAGCACCCCCCCCUUACUUGCAUUUCCGUCCGCUCUGCGGAGUUGGCAGUCACGGCCUGCAACACAGGAUGUGGAACUGUAAGUUGUCCCACCUACAAAGCAAACUCCAGGCGUUGCUAAAGGGAGGAGUCAUAUACCGAACCCUUCAACAGCCCACCUUCAAAAGCUUAUUUCCUUUAACGAUUCAUAGGUACCAUACAGUUUCCAAGCCUCUGAACUGUGCCUGGCAGCAGCAUGAAGAUCAUUUUGAACUACAGUAUGCUAACACUGUGAUGCGCUUUGAUUAUGUCUGGCUUCGAGAUCACUGCCGGUCAGCAUCUUGCUACAACUCUAAGACUCAUCAGCGCAGCCUGGACACUGCCAGUGUGGAUUUAUGUAUCAAGCCAAAGACCAUACGUUUGGAUGAGACCACGCUCUUUUUCACUUGGCCAGAUGGUCAUGUGACUAGAUAUGAUUUGGAUUGGCUGGCAAAAAACAGCUACGAAGGGCAGAAACAGAAGGUUAUCCAGCCUAGAAUAUUAUGGAAUGCUGAGAUCUACCAGCAAGCUCAAGUUCCAUCUGUAGAUUUCCAGAGCUUCUUAGAAACUAAUGAGGGACUGAAGAAGUUUUUGCAAAACUUUCUGCUCUACGGAAUUGCAUUUGUAGAAAAUGUCCCUCCCACUCAGGAGCACACAGCAAGGUUGGCAGAAAGGAUCAGCUUGAUCAGAGAAACUAUCUAUGGGAGGAUGUGGCAUUUCACUUCAGACUUCUCCAGAGGUGACACUGCAUACACAAAGCUAGCUCUGGAUAGGCACACUGACACUACCUAUUUUCAAGAGCCCUGUGGUAUUCAAGUGUUUCACUGUCUUAAGCAUGAAGGAACGGGUGGCAGGACACUGCUGGUAGAUGGAUUCUAUGCAGCAGAACAGGUACUUCAAAAGGCACCUGAGGAAUUUGAACUCCUCAGCAAAGUACCACUGAAGCAUGAAUAUAUUGAAAAUGUUGGAGAAUGUCAGAACCACAUGAUAGGGGUUGGGCCAGUGUUAAAUAUCUACCCGUGGAAUAAAGAGCUCUAUUUGAUCAGGUGA
Messenger RNA from Lepus europaeus (European hare), 1157 nucleotides. RefSeq names its product trimethyllysine hydroxylase, epsilon (gene TMLHE). Bases 159 to 1157 code for a protein of 332 amino acids. Gene Ontology annotation, biological process: carnitine biosynthetic process. Gene Ontology annotation, cellular component: mitochondrion. NCBI's taxonomy places the organism in Eukaryota, Metazoa, Chordata, Mammalia, Lagomorpha, Leporidae. Gene Ontology annotation, molecular function: trimethyllysine dioxygenase activity; iron ion binding. The transcript has 6 exons. The record is from RefSeq and is a predicted model, not a curated record.